Acaulospora morrowiae is the source of this 419-nucleotide messenger RNA. NCBI's taxonomy places the organism in Eukaryota, Fungi, Glomeromycota, Glomeromycetes, Diversisporales, Acaulosporaceae. The record is from the annotation of a GenBank genome assembly.
CAUGGUUUGAGGCCAACAGUGAGCCUGCUAUUUCUAAUCAAGCAAGGAAGUACACGUAUGUGCAGUUUCCACAAAAUUUUGUGUUUAAUAAAUGUUCUAAGAAAUGGAAGCUACGUAUAUGUGGAAACGUCAUUGGACAUAUGUAUUUUGUAUAUCCAGGUGUGGGUGAGUGCUAUUAUCUACGCAUGCUUCUGAACGUGGUACAUGGAGCACAAUCUUUUGAACACUUGCGCACUAUAAAUGAUAUAGAACAUGUAACAUUCAAGAAUGUAUGUCAAGCAAUGGGACUUCUUCAAGAUGACUUAGAACUAGAUCAGUGCCUUAAGGAAGUAUCAAUAAUACAAACUGGACAACAAUUACGGCAUCUAUUCGUCACUAUUUUGAUCAACUGCCAUCCAACAGAACCUGAAAAUCUUUAG